AAUUCGAUUUAGUAAACGAACGUAACUCAGAUACGGCGCAGCGCAUCGCAGAAACCGAAAGUGAAAUUAGAACUUCUCAAACCGUAAUCCUCAAGUCGGAGCAAUGUCGAAAAAGUUCCCGAACCCCGUGUCCAAGCACUUCAUCUACAGCGAACAGACGCGGAAGAGCACCUGCAGGGAGUGCCACUUCGACAUGGCCGGUCGUCACUCCGAGAACCUGAUGCGGCACCUAAAACGCAAACAUGAGGACGUCUACGAGGUCGUGGUCGCCCAGAAACGGGCCAUCCGGACGCUCCUCUGCCAACAGCAGGCAAACAAGGGCGAUAACGUCCCAUCAGACAGACAGCUUGCGACCCCCCUUUUGGAACUACGAGAUCUUUUCCCACCGGAACACAAAAAAAUACGUCUUAAUAAGGAUGCCUCUCGUUUACCGACCAAUAGUGCCAUCGAAACCACCGACAUUAUGGAUGAUGAAGAGGCGGUUGACGGAGAUAACGAGGACAAUGUUUCUGGCAAUCAAUUCGAUGGUGUCUUCAAAUUGGAGCUGCCCGACGAGGAGUAUCAAUCGAAUGACUCUGGUGAUGGCGAUCUGGAAACGAUUAGCCCAUCCAUGGCUAAGCCUUCGAUUUCCUUGAAGGCGGUGACCACCAGUUUGGCCUCCAGUACAACCUCAACCCAAACAAAUGCUCCUGCUCGUGCUGUGAUCCCUGCUCGGACUUCUUCGGUUUGUCCUAUCGCCGGUGACGAUGACUUCUACCUUCAAUACCUGGGCAACAAGCUGAGCAAAUACUCCGCCCGCACUAAAAACACGGUCCAGUUCCAGAUAAAUCGCAUCCUUUAUAAAGCGGAUAUGGGCUGCUUCGAGGACGCAGAUCUAAAGAUUGGCGAUUCCGCCUUGUUAGAUGAAUCCACUUGACCUAAGUGUUAUUAAGUCCUGACAUAAGAAUGUUACUUCUCGCUUAGCUGUAAAUAAAUUAUCCCACGAGUUGUCAAACACC
Drosophila rhopaloa is the source of this 998-nucleotide messenger RNA. RefSeq lists its product as uncharacterized. The record is from RefSeq and is a predicted model, not a curated record. The transcript is spliced from 2 exons. Lineage: Eukaryota; Metazoa; Arthropoda; Insecta; Diptera; Drosophilidae. Gene Ontology annotation, molecular function: DNA binding. The coding region runs from base 104 to 916 and encodes 270 amino acids.